This is a messenger RNA of Helianthus annuus (common sunflower), 1734 nucleotides long. RefSeq names its product lipase. NCBI's taxonomy places the organism in Eukaryota, Viridiplantae, Streptophyta, Magnoliopsida, Asterales, Asteraceae. The transcript has 8 exons. The coding region runs from base 220 to 1590 and encodes 456 amino acids. The record is from RefSeq and is a predicted model, not a curated record.
UUGGUACAAAUAAUGAGUGAACGGCAACAAAAUUCAGAAAUUCGUUCCCCUUCAACCAAAUUCCAGAAAAAUCCUAUAAAAAUACAAUUAUUCAACCCACCUACCUCUCUUGAUUCUUCCAGAAAUUGUUGAAGAAAUUAGGGCCUUCUUCUAGAUUUAUUUGAAAGAAGAAGGCUCUAUAUUUCUUGAAUAAUAAUAACAUUAAUCUGGCACUGGAAAAUGUUUAGGCUUUCCACAGCAGCCCUUCAAUUGAUCGAGCUGUUUCUAAGUUCUGCUGUUCAUUUGUUAUAUGGGUUUUACAUAUUCAGCUCUGCGGUUGCUGGUGAUCUUUCCUUAGCCAUAAAUGCUCUGUUUUUCAAGUCGAAUAUUGAAGCAUCGAUUAGGGAUGUUGGGUCUGUCAAUUCGGAUAAUGAUUUGCCACCCAUUGUGUUGGUUCAUGGGAUCUUCGGAUUUGGUAAAGGGAGGUUAGGUGGCUUGUCUUAUUUUGCUGGGGCUGAGAAGAAAGAUGAGAAGGUUCUUGUGCCUGAUUUGGGUUCAUUAACCAGCAUUUAUGACAGGGCUAGAGAAUUGUUCUAUUACUUGAAAGGUGGACAGGUGGAUUAUGGUGAAGAACAUAGUAAGGCUUGUGGCCAUUCUCAAUUUGGAAGGAUAUAUGAAGAAGGGCACUACCCUCAAUGGGAUGAAGAUCAUCCUAUUCACUUUGUUGGGCAUUCGGCCGGAACUCAGGUGAUAAGGGUUUUGCAGCAAAUGUUGGCUGAUAAGGCGUUCAAGGGAUAUGAAAACACGUCCGAAAACUGGGUAUUAAGUGUGACAUCUUUAUCUGGUGCGUUUAACGGGACUACUCGCGCUUACUUGGAUGGAAUGCAGCCAGAAGACGGGAAAUCGAUGAAACCCAUAUGCCUACUCCAAUUAUUGCGUGUUGGAGUUAUCGUAUAUGAUUGGAUCGACAUUCCUAUUUUGAAAUAUUAUUACAAUUUUGGGUUUGAUCAUUACAACAUGUCAUGGAGAAAAGCUGGCAUAUGGGGACUUGUUGAUUGUCUUCUAGGAAAUUCAGGCCCGUUCGCUUCUGGAGAUUGGAUCCUUCCGGAUCUAACUAUUCAAGGGUCGUUACGUCUCAACAGCCAUCUAAACACCUUUCCUAGUACAUACUAUUUUAGCUAUGCAACAAAACGUACCACGAAGUUCUUGGGUUUUACGGUACCUUCAAAUAUACUAGGAAUCCACCCGUUGCUUUUUAUCAGAGUCUUGCAGAUGUGUCAAUGGAGGCACCCGCCUGAUGUCCCUCCACCUUUUAAGGGCUAUAGGGAUGAAGAAUGGUGGGACAACGAUGGUGCGUUAAAUACCGUGUCCAUGACGCACCCUAGGUUCCCAGUUGAACACCCUAGUCGAUUUGUGGUUAAAGAUUCCGAAUGCCAGCCUUUGCAACCUGGAAUUUGGUACUACAAGAUAGUGGAGGGGGAUCACAUUCUUUUCAUAGUAAACCGAGAAAGAGCAGGGGUACAGUUUGAUCUGAUAUACGACAGUAUUUUUGAGCGCUGUAGGAAACACGCGUUUAGAAAGAUUCCAACAAUGCCAGACCAUGUUGAAUGAGGAGGUUAGCUGCCAUACAUACAUAGACAUUUGUAACCGAGCUGUGUAUUGAUAUUCUUCGGAUAGAAUGAUGCGUGUAUGCAUCACUGUUGUACAGCUAUAAAUUCAUUUCUAUGUAUUCAGUUUCACCCUCUUCACAAACCA